CAUUGAUUAUUGUACUGUGUAAGCCUAUGGAUUACUCUUAUGGCCAUAUUUUAUACCUUUAUAAUAUACUAGCUGAUCCUGUGCACUUCGUUGCCCGUUAAAUGUACCAACUCUAUAUGACUCAAACUUUGUUCUAUUCGUUAUUUAAUAUUCGGUGUACGGUGUGCAAAAUUUAUCUUAACUUUUCUGUUGCCUGGAAUAAAAAUUCUGAUUCGCAGCAGUAUAUUAUCAGGUAGGCAAUCUACCUGCGGUAGUUCGCGGACCCAGUGCGGUUUGUAAUUGAAAAGAUGCCUCGUAAUCAUGAGAAAACCAGAUAUAGAAGUAGCACAUCGGAGAAAACUAUGCAAAAAGCAGCACUACUAUGUUUGGAUAAUCAUAUGUCAAAAAAAUCUGCAGCUAAAAAAUUUAAUAUUUGCCAUGUGAAGUUAAAGAGGUACAUAAAAAAAUUUAAACGCCAUAGGGAAACAGGUAGUUAUCUGCCAGAAUUCAGUUACCAACCACAUAAUAAAAUAUUUGACUACUUUCAAGAAAAACAACUUGCAGGUUACGUAAAAAUUUCCGCAGAUAUGUAUUUUGGUUUAAAUUCUAAAAAUAUUGGUAAACUAGCUUAUGAAUAUUCAGUUAAACUUGAUUUGACAGUACCAAACAGUUGGAAACAAAAUAAUGAAGCUGGUCCUGAUUGGAUUACAGCCUUUUUAAAAAGAAACCCAUCACUGUUCAUUUGUCUCCCAAAAGCGACUAAUAUAUCAAGGGCUAUUAAUUUCAACUCAGAUAAUCUAAAACAUUUUAUGGAUAAAUAUGAGUCAAUUUUAUUGAAGUACAAAUUUCAAGCACAUAAUAUUUACAACAUGGAGAAAAUAGGGGUUACAUUUGUCCAAAAGACAGGAAAAAUAAUAGCAUCUCGAGGUAAUAAACAUAAUAAACCGAUCACAAGUGGCAAAAUUAGUACAGUUACCAUGUACUUAGCUAUAAAUGCAGCGGGAAACUUUAUUCCUCCCAUGCAUAUAUUAUCUAAGGCUGCCAAUGAUUUAAACUGUACGCAAGGCGUUGAGUUCCUGAAGGUUUUGAAGAAAUUUACCAAAUAUGUCAGACCUUCAGUUGAUAAAAAAGUUCUUAUUCUACUUGACAACCAUGAAUCUCACUUAUGUUUGCCAGUGAUUGAUUUUUGCAAGGAAGUAGGCAUUUUAUUAUUAUCAUUUCCACCUCACGGUUUUCGUAAACUCCAGCCAUUGAACAGAUCCGUGUAUAGACCAUUUAAUGAAUUUUUGAACCAAAAUAUAUCAGCCUGGAUUGAAAAUAAUCCAGGGAUAAAAUUAAGAACACAUGAUGUGGCUUUAGUGUCAUCUAGUACAAGUGCAUUAGUUAGUGCUGCUACACCUCAAAAUAUUAUUAACGGAUUCUCUAUGACAGGGAUUUGGCCUUUAGAUCGAGAUGCAUUUACUAAGGAUACAUUUACACCAGCAGUUUUUGAAGAUAUGUUAAUAGAUAAUGUUGAAGAAGAACCAACAAAUUAUGUAAUUAAAGAGCCAAAAAAUAGCAUUACUGAAGAACCAGCAAUUUUUGACAAUAAUCCUCAUUUGAAUACAGAAAGAUUUUUCUUUUCUUAUCCAGACAAAAAUUCUACUGUUACUCAAGAAACUUCUUUCUUUUCUGAUGAAACAUUUAUAGCUCCAGAAACUUAUCGACUGAUUAUGAAACUACGUAGUAAAAAAAAAGAGAAGAGCACAACUCCUGAAAAAUUAGAAAUAGAAGAUGAAACAAAAAAUAAAGCUAAGAAAACCUAGUAAUAUUUGUAAUAUUAUUUAAUGAUAUAUGUACUUGCUUGAAGAAGUAGUCUCUCCUCGAUGAUUCUAUUAAAUAUUGAACAUAUUGGAAAUAUUAAUACUAUGUACUGUACCUACUAUUUAAAUAAUUUUGAUUAAAAAGGAUAUUCAUAAGUAAAAUUUGUACUCAUUAAUGUUUAUAACUAUAUAAAAAUAAUAGAUUUUAAUUUUCUACUGUUAAAUAUUUAUUGAUUAGAAAUCUAAAUAAUAUCAAUAAAUUUGAACAUAAAAUACAUUAUGUCAAAAUCGACUGUUGAACUUGUAACUUUAUUUUUACCAAGCAUUAUAAUAUUACAAUACAUUAUCAUUUAUUAACUUGAAAUGUUACAUUAAUUACAUUGUUCUCUUAUAAUGAAAUCAAAAUAAUAAAUAUUUUCAUAAUAAUUAUAACAAAAACAAAUUGUUGGCAUAUUAUGAUAUUCAUUUAUUUUAUCCUAUAAUCCUAUGAAGUAACACAAAACAAACUUCAAGAUCAUCAUAAAUAUGAAAAAAUCCAAAAUAAUUUGAUUGAAACAAAAUAUUUUUGUUUUAACCUUGAAACUAAAGACCACUUUCAAACAAUAGUUGAAUAGCGACACAAAUAUUCAAAAUAAGAAAAUCGCCACAUGAAAAAUCAAGUGAAUAUCCAAUAUUUUAAAAAUGUGAACCGCAAAAGUAACAUUAAUUGUAAUGCCCUACUUUUUGAAAAAGUGACGUAACGUGAUAAAGUAAGUAAUUUAAUUAAAAAUGUUUAAUGUAACGAGUCAUGUGAUCUCAUUACUUUUUAAAAGUAAUUUACCGAAGAUUGUGGUAUUAGUAAGUUAUUCUGGUGGUAAAAACAAGCACUGCACAUUUCAUGGAUCGAUUGUUGCAUAUUUUCACUUGAUAGCUAUUGGUCCCUUAAUUAUGAUUUAUACUUGAUUGGUCCAUUAAAUUUAAGUGAACCAUUAUAUAAAUCAAUUUAUUAUGCAAAUAACCAUUUAAUCUUAGAAAUU
Messenger RNA from Metopolophium dirhodum (rose-grain aphid), 2797 nucleotides. RefSeq lists its product as uncharacterized. Gene Ontology annotation, molecular function: DNA binding. The coding region runs from base 288 to 1784 and encodes 498 amino acids. Gene Ontology annotation, cellular component: nucleus. The record is from RefSeq and is a predicted model, not a curated record. NCBI's taxonomy places the organism in Eukaryota, Metazoa, Arthropoda, Insecta, Hemiptera, Aphididae. The transcript has 2 exons.